Molecule: messenger RNA, 1340 nt
Organism: Nicrophorus vespilloides
Lineage: Eukaryota; Metazoa; Arthropoda; Insecta; Coleoptera; Silphidae
Gene: Spx
Product: splicing factor 3B subunit 4
Exons: 2
Coding region: 141-1328 (395 amino acids)
Biological process (GO): positive regulation of mRNA splicing, via spliceosome
Cellular component (GO): nucleolus; U12-type spliceosomal complex
Molecular function (GO): RNA binding
Source: RefSeq, a predicted model, not a curated record
UAUACGUAAAUGCAUCGUUUUAUUUUUGAAGCCGCUUACAAGUAUUAGUUAUAUUAUUAUAAAUAAAUGCGUUUGUCGCGUUUCUUCAGUUAAAAAGUAAUGUUAAUUUAUUAAGCAAGGUGUGUACAUAAUUCUCAAUUAUGGCUAACGGUCCAAUCGCCGAGCGUAACAGAGAUGCAACGAUAUAUGUUGGUGGUUUGGAUGAUAAGGUCACAGAGUCCUUGAUGUGGGAGCUCUUUGUGCAAGCAGGACCUUUGGUGAAUGUUCACAUGCCCAAGGAUCGAGUCACUAUGAUGCAUCAGGGAUAUGGCUUCGUUGAGUUUAUGGGUGAAGAAGAUGCAGAUUAUGCCAUUAAAAUCAUGAACAUGAUAAAGCUAUAUGGAAAACCUAUAAGAGUUAAUAAAGCAUCUGCACAUCAGAAGAACCUUGAUGUGGGUGCAAACAUAUUCAUAGGUAACCUAGAUCCAGAGGUUGAUGAAAAAUUGCUUUAUGAUACGUUCUCUGCAUUUGGUGUUAUACUGCAAACGCCAAAAAUCAUGAGGGAUCCUGAAACUGGAAAUUCCAAAGGGUUUGCUUUCAUAAAUUUCGCUAGUUUUGAGGCAUCAGAUGCUUCUAUUGAGGCUAUGAAUGGUCAGUAUUUGUGCAAUAGGCCUAUAUCAGUGUCUUAUGCUUUCAAGAAGGAUGCCAAGGGUGAGAGGCACGGAUCUGCUGCAGAGCGUUUGCUUGCAGCACAGAAUCCAUUGUCGCAAGCUGAUAGGCCUCAUCAAUUGUUUGCUGAUGCUCCGCCAAUGGGAAUGAUGCCUCCAGGUAUCAUGGCUCCGCCUCCUCCGCCCGUUAUUUUAGCUGGAAUGAUGCCGCCUCCACCGCCUACUCCUUCAAAUAUGCAUCCUCCUCCUCCGCCGCCUGUACCACCACCAAACGCAUUCCCUACCGGUAUUCCACCACCUCCUUUACCACCAGUUCAACCUCCUCUUCCACCAGGUGCACCGCCUAUGGGAUCCACUCCUCUUCGUCCUCCUUUACCUCCGAUGCCACCUUCUUCUCAGGGAUCCUCAGUUCCACCACCGCCGCCUAGGAUGAUGCCUCCAUGGCAGGGUAAUGGCAACUUCCCACCGCCUCCUGGUCCACCACCUUCCGGACAGUCACCGUUUCCAGGCGGAUUUCCACCACCGCCUCCACCAAGCAACAGACCUCCACCUCCAAACUGGAGGCCACCACCACCUAAUUUCAGUGCUGCUGGAAGACCACCUUUCCCACCUAGAGGUCCACCGCCUCCUCCACCCACCACCUUCGAUUCAAAUUCACAAUUUACUGAUAACAAUUGGUAAAUAUCGGACAAA